This is a messenger RNA of Erinaceus europaeus (western European hedgehog), 2598 nucleotides long. RefSeq names its product ectonucleoside triphosphate diphosphohydrolase 8 (gene ENTPD8). The coding region runs from base 701 to 2188 and encodes 495 amino acids. Gene Ontology annotation, biological process: nucleoside diphosphate catabolic process. Gene Ontology annotation, molecular function: UDP phosphatase activity; GDP phosphatase activity. Gene Ontology annotation, cellular component: plasma membrane. NCBI's taxonomy places the organism in Eukaryota, Metazoa, Chordata, Mammalia, Eulipotyphla, Erinaceidae. The transcript is spliced from 10 exons. The record is from RefSeq and is a predicted model, not a curated record.
AAUGGAGGGAAAAAGACACCUGCAGACCUGUUUCACGGAUUGUGAAGCUUCCCCUGCAGGUAGAGAGUGGGGGCUCAAACUCAGGUCCUUGCACAUAGUAAUAGUGUGCUUAACCAGAUGCGCCACCACCUAGCUCCUGCUAAUGUCAUUUUUGAUGUUCACCUCUUGUGAAGCUUCUCUCUGCAGGUGGGGAGCAGGGACUUGAACAGGGAUCCUUGUGCAUGGUAAUAUGUACUCUUAACCAGGUGCGCCACUCACUGCCCAGCCCCCCUCCUUGGACUUUUCUGAGGAUCAUAGGAGGAAGCAACCAUGUUAGGAGCCUGAGGAUAGCACUCCUGGGGAGUAGACGCAGACCCCUAAACUCUACCUCCCCAAAGUAAGACACCCCAUAUAAACCCCCUAGGCAGAACACAGGCCAGCUGUGGACUAACCCAGCUGCCUACUUGAUGCUCUUUUCUGAGUGUCUCCUUGGUGUCCAUGAGCUUGCUUUGCUCACUGACUUACUUGGUGGCUGUCAGUGUUUCACUUCUGCCUACAUGCCUGCUCAGGGCCUCUGUGUGGUUCAUCUUGCAGAGGGCUUAGCUAAAUUGAACCACACAGAGACUUCCUGCCUGGAGUCUCAGUGUAAUUCAACUCCUGGAAGAGGUUCUCACUUUUGUCAUCCCUGCCUGGAGUUUUGGGUGCCAACCUUGUCCACACCAUGGGGUCCUCGUGGAAGCAGAGGGUCCUUGGGGUCCUGCUGUGCACGGCGGCUGUCCUGGGCCUUAUCAUGCUAAUUCUCAUACUGGUGGACGUCACUAAUGUACUGCUGCCUGCAGACACCAAGUAUGGGAUGGUGUUUGAUGCUGGGUCUUCCCACACCUCCCUCUUCGUGUAUCAGUGGCCUGCAGAUAAGGAGAAUGACACAGGCGUGGUCAGUCAAGCUAUGGACUGCCGGGUAAAUGGGUCUGGAAUCUCCUCCUAUGCCUCCAACCCUGCACAGGCUGGUGAGAGCCUGCAGGACUGCCUGCAGGAGGCACUGGCGCUAAUCCCAAAGGCCCGGCAUAAGGAAACACCCUUGUUCCUGGGGGCCACCGCGGGCAUGAGACUGCUCAACCAGAAGAACAGCUCACAGGCAGACAGCAUCUUUGCAGCCGUCAGCCACACCCUGCACCAGUCUCCAGCAGACUUUCGGGGUGCAGAGCUACUGACAGGGGAGAACGAAGGUGCCUUCGGUUGGAUCACCAUCAAUUAUGUCCUGGGGGCACUGGUCAAGUACUCCUUCUCCGGAGAGUGGAUUCGGCCUCCGAAGGCAACGCUCGUGGGAGCCCUGGACAUGGGUGGAGCCUCCACCCAGAUCACUUUCGUGCCCCAAGGCCCCAUCCUGGACAAGAGCACUGAGGCCACAUUCCGUCUCUAUGGCUUCAACUACAGCGUCUACACCCACAGCUACCUCUGCUUUGGCCGGGACCAGAUGCUCAACAGGCUGCUGGUUGGGCUGGUGCAGAGCAGCCCAGGCUCCAUGAUCCGCCACCCCUGCUACCUCAGCGGCUACAGAGACACUGUUUCCCUUGCCUCCCUGUAUGACUCAUCCUGCAUCGACACCAAGCCCCCCCCAAACCUGCCCCAGAACUUGGCUGUGGAGGGGGCAGGGAACCCCGAGGCCUGCAUAUCCAUUAUCCAAAAUCUCUUCAACUUCUCCAGCUGCCAGGGUCGAGAGGACUGUGCCUUCGGGGGAGUCUACCAGCCCCCUGUGCAUGGCCAAUUCUAUGCCUUUGCCAAUUUCUACUAUACCUUCAGCUUUCUGAACCUCACUUACAAGCAGUCACUGCCUGAGGCCAACACCACCAUCUGGAAAUUCUGCCAGAGGUCCUGGGAAGAGGUGGUGGUGAGCUACCCGGGGCAGCAGCCCUGGCUGCGGGACUACUGUGCGUCGGGCCUAUACAUCCUCACACUGCUGACAGAGGGCUAUGGCUUCACCCAGGAGACUUGGGCCAGCAUUGAGUUCCACAAGCAGGUGAGUGGCACAGACAUCGGCUGGACACUCGGCUACAUGCUCAACCUCACCAACCUGAUCCCCUCCCAGGCACCGACCCAGGGCAAAGCACAAACCCAAGCACUCUGGGUGGCCGGCGUGGUCUUUGUGGUACUGACCUUCGUGGCCAUUCUCGGGGCGGCUGCAGUCCAGCUUCUCUGGCCUCAAGACUAAGCCAGGCUGUCUCCUACCCCUGGAAGGCAGCACCCUGGCUCCCACGACCCAGAGCCUGCGUCGGGGGCACCUUCCAGAACCUCAGGCCUAUAUGGGAUCCAGGAGCCUAGUCCCUUGGGCAUGUAAUGGGGGUGUCCUGGCCAUGGAGGCUAUGCUGGGGGCUCCCAUCUCGGUGCUCCAUGGUGCUCCUCAGCCCUGGAUGGUGGCUUUCUGCACAAAAGCUGGGUCCAAGACAUUCCUGGCAAUGUGGGAAAGGCUGGCUCUGGGAGGGACUGCUGGGGUGGUGGCAGCCUGGGCCCAGCCCUGGCCCCCUGUUAUGCAGCCUUUGGUGCUGUCCAGGCACUAGGACUUCUCUCCCUCUGCCCCCCCGCCCAAAACCUGAAAGAGGAAGCACGCCUGGUAGGGACAGC